Molecule: messenger RNA, 8716 nt
Organism: Schistocerca americana (American grasshopper)
Lineage: Eukaryota; Metazoa; Arthropoda; Insecta; Orthoptera; Acrididae
Product: apoptosis-resistant E3 ubiquitin protein ligase 1
Exons: 16
Coding region: 189-3077 (962 amino acids)
Biological process (GO): negative regulation of apoptotic process; positive regulation of protein catabolic process; protein polyubiquitination
Molecular function (GO): ubiquitin-protein transferase activity
Source: RefSeq, a predicted model, not a curated record
CUUUCACAGUACGCUGCAGCUGCUACGCUGAUGCAAAUCCCUGUCGUGAGGGGGAAUAAAACAGUAGAUUUGUUGCCGUGAUCGCGAGCGAACUGUCGGCCUGCGUUGCUAGUAAGGUGCGCGUUCAAAUGCCAGUGAAACGCCGGGUCGUGAUGACUAGCGUCUGUUACCGCUGCGGUGACUGAAGUAUGCAGCAAGGGCCCGGGCACGGGCCCUGGCCCAUGGUGGUGGUGGGUCUGCUGCUGUGCCUCGCUUGUUCCCUUUCGCUCACGAAACUUUUAAUGUGUGUGUUCGCUCAGGAUGCCGCUAGUCACAGCAACGAAGCAGAACUGUGGUUGCACGAGAAUCAGUUGCAACAGCAUGCCGGUCUUUUCAGAGAGCGUGGCAUCUCGAGCCUGGUGGGCUGCGUCACCGAGGUGGGCGACCUGCCCGAGCUGCCGGCCCACGACGAGGAGCGGCUGCAGCGCGCCGCCCUGCUGCUGCAGCAGCGCCUCAUCCUGCGACAGUGGCUGCUGCGCCACCAGCUGCAGCACCACUACCAGAGGUUGCUGGGUGUGGACGUGGCAUCGCUGGACGAUGUGUACUGGCUGGAGGACUCACGGGCACGCAGCCUGCUGGGCAAGGACUUCGUGGCGUGGGCGGCGGCGCGCCAGGCGCUGCCCACCUCCAAGGAAGACCUGGCGCGCCUCAAGGCAGACCUCUGGAGUGCUGUUGUCAAGUCCACGCAGCACGAGGAUGCCUGGACCUGGGGCGGAAUGUUGGUAGUUUCAGUCUCGGUGGCAGGGCUUGUAACAUUGGCAGCGAUGACACAGCCUGCCCUGGCACCAGAGGCAAAACACACACUAUUGCAGUAUGUAACAGGGAAGUAUUUGCUACCUGGAAACUGCAAAGUUAACUUCGAAUGGGAGGAUCCUCAGAGAGUUGGGGAGACUAUGACAUUCACUGUAAAGUUCUACCAACGUAAUGGCCAGCCUUAUCCAAUAUGUGACACAGACAACCUCUUUGUGGAAGUUACCGAGGGUUCUCACCGAGUAGCAACUGUAUCGCAACUGGGAGGAACUGACCCAAGUGCUGCUAACACGGCUGUUGUCAAAUUUACUGUGCGACAUGCUGGCCAGUACCGAAUAGCGGUGCUAAUUGGCAGCUGCCAUGUCCAGGGUAGUCCCUUUCUCAAGAAUUUCCUGCCAGGUCCGCCCGACCCGCACAAGACAGUGUUUGUGCGACAUUCUUCAACAGUUGUUUGUACAGCGGGCAUGCCUCACUCUCUUAUGAUAGAGCCACGUGAUGAGUUUGAUAACCUAUGUGUGUUCGACGCCAGCAGUUUGGGUACAGAUGCACCAACAGAAGGUUAUGCAAUCGCAAUAACCCAGGUUGGAUCAUCUGUGUCUGGUUCAUGUCCUUCACCUCCUUACACAGCAGAGUUUGACUAUGACUGGCUGAGCCAUCGUGUCACUCUGCAAGUUCGUUUUCCGUCUGAGGGUUGCUUUCAUGCAUCCGUUUCCUACCGUGGCACUGAACUACGUAAUGGGGACUUCGACAUUAUUGUUUUAAGUGUAAGUGAUGCCGCUCUUGUGAACAAGAAUGUUGCGUCAAAAAAUCACAACAUCUGUUAUGAGGCUCGUCUUGUGAGUUUACAUGGAGAACGCCUAUCGAAGCCAAAGAAAGUUUUUUGCUAUGUUUCUCCAAAGCAACUCACAGUUAAAGAACUGUUGCUUAAGUUCAUUCCAAAGAGGAUCAUCACAUUUCGUCUGUGUCCAUCCACUAAGUUCACCUUUCUAGGAAACAACAAUCAGUAUGGUCAACCUUCAUUCAUUGUGGAUGAUGGAUGUCAGCCAAAAGUUGAACUUGCAGCCAAGGACCGGAAUGUCAUAGCUGCAACAUUUACUCAUUUCCUGCUGAAGAAUAUUGGUGGAUCAGAGACUUUCAAAGAUAAACAGGACUUUUUCUACCACGAAGUUCGGAAGUACCACCAGAAACAUUAUCACGAAAAACUGCCCAUGAAAAUCUGCCGUGAAAAGCUUCUGGAGUCAUCAAUGAAAGCAACAAAGAACUUCUCUGUGAGUGACUGGUGUCGAAACUUUGAGAUAACCUUUCAAGGAGAACAAGGUCUGGACUGGGGUGGUGUACGAAGAGAGUGGUUUGAACUUGUGUGUGCAGCAUUGUUUGAUGCACGCAAUGGUCUCUUCAUGAGCUUUUCAGAUGGUCAGCAAGCACUUGUACAUCCUAAUGUUCAGAGGCCUCCUCACCUCAAGUUGAAGCACUUUGAGUUUGCUGGUCGAAUAGUCGGCAAGUGCCUUUACGAAUCAUCACUUGGAGGUUCCUACAGACAGUUAGUACGGGCACGGUUCACGAGGUCAUUUUUGGCACAACUCAUUGGUCUUCGUGUUCACUACAAGUACUUUGAACAAGAUGAUCCGGACCUCUAUCUUAGUAAAGUGAAGUACAUUCUGGACAAUGACGUUGAAGAAAUGGAACUUUAUUUUGUUGAAGAGGAGUAUGACCGCACAGGCCAGCUAACAAAGGUGGUGGAACUGAUUCCUGGAGGAAGCAAGAUACAUGUAAGGAAUGACACAAAACAUCAGUACUUGGACAGCCUAGCACAGUACCGUCUUGCAACCAGUGUCCGGGAUGAGGUUGAUCAUUUCCUGAAGGGCCUUAAUGAACUCAUACCUGACAACUUGCUCAGCAUAUUUGAUGAAAAUGAACUGGAGCUGCUGCUAUGUGGAACUGGGGAAUACAGCAUUGCUGACUUUCGUGCAAAUCAUGUUGUAUCUGGUGGAUCUCCUGAGUUUCGAAGAGUGCUUGACUGGUUCUGGACAGCAGUCAGCAAUUUUACACAAGAAGAGCUAGCAAGGUUACUCCAAUUUGCAACAGGCUGUUCACAGUUACCACCUGGGGGCUUUGCUGAACUCAGUCCUCGAUUCCAGAUAACGGCUGCACCCACUUUUGGAAGCUUGCCAACAGCUCACACAUGUUUCAACCAGCUGUGCCUCCCCGAUUACGAAAGCUAUGAGCAAUUUGAAAAGGCUCUGUUACUAGCCAUCAGUGAGGGUACAGAGGGUUUUGGAAUGAUAUGAUGUCAUCAGAACGUCAAAUGACAUUUACAAUAAGUAUAUAGUUUGAUGCACUGAAAAACUGCAUUUGACACAUCGAUCACCACCACUUCACAUUACAAAAUGGCUCCAGCGAAACACUAGGGUGUGUAUUAUGUGUGUUGAAUAAAUGUAAUAGGCUCCACAGAGAUAGUAAAGCUGCUCUGUGUCUUUAAUCUCUAUGAAGCCUUUCACGUCAUUUGCCUGGCCUGCUAUCUUGUAGCACAAGUGAGCUAUUGGUAUGCUCAGGAAAUGUUGGCUUUAGUAUGAGAAAUAACAGGAUACAUAAUGUGCGCUGUACAGUAAAUUAAGCAGAGCAUUGGCAGGGUUAUAUGAAGGCCUAAAUAUUUAUCUUGAGGCCUGUCAUACUCCAAUUUUGGAUGGUAUGUUUUGCUCAACUAGUGUGUAAAAAAAAGAACAAAUACAACCUCUUACAGGAUACAUCUACUCCUGCACACUUUCAUGGCUCACAACAUGCCUUGGUUUGUGCAGUCAGUCAUAUUGCUUUGUCAGAUAAUUUCUGUAGAUCUUUAAUACUUGUGCAUUUGCAGUAGCAUUACUUACAUUUGUGUUUAUUUAAUUUGUCUGAUAAGUUCCUAUGUCGUUUGCUACUUUUUUGAUAUUGUAAUUUUCAUAAUCUCGUGUUUUUAGUACUGUGAUUGAAACUUUUAAUUUAAAUCUGCAACCUUGUUGUGAUAAAGAACAAGAGGUGGAAGUUGUAUGAAGAAAUCCAUCUCUAUUUUACUGACCUCAGAUACAGUGAUAAUUCAAUUUUGUAAGUACAAGAGUGACAUUUAGCUAGUUUUGUGUAAUAUUCUCAGAUACUGACCAUGUCUAUGAAACUUUGUACAAAUGAAUUAAUUUUAGACUAUUUGUAGGAGAUGACAAGCUAUUUAUAUGAGAUUAUAUUUAGAGUAAUGAAAGAUCAGGUCUGGUAUAUUUGUAAAACUAUCUGUACAUCAGCUUUAAGUAAUUGCUUUUAUACAAUUUCUUUUCUGCUGGUCGGAGAUUGAAAAUCUGUAAAGUAAUUACUUCAACUGUUGAUGUAAUAGUUACUGUUUCAUUAGGGUUGUGUAGAGUCCAAACCUUCAGAGAGAGUUUCAUAAAACUUAUGCCAUACUCAGUCAUUAAACACACUGUCAAGUCUUUACUACUCUAGUAGUACGAGAUACACUUUAAACAUUCCAGAUGAUACAAUUUCUGCUUUUCACAAAGGCUUUAUAGAAAUAGAUAGAAAUGCCAUUCCUUAGGUUUGUAAUGGGACCAUACUAUGUUAAAUACAAAUCUUAAUUCUCAAAACAGAACAAAAAUCUUUUCACAGUUUCAGUAUUAUACCUUUUGUCCUUUGUUGAGUUUCAUUAUUACUUACAAAAGAAAAACUGAUGUCCUAAAAUAGUGACAAAUUUGGCUAAAAUAAAUUGUGGAUAGGAGCAAUAAUUUUGUGGGAGUUCUAAACUGAGACUUAAUUUGUACUUCCACUUGAAUGAAUUUGUUCCUGUUUUUGAGAUACUUAUUACCUCACAAAGCAUAGUGAGAACGUAAUUUUAAUUUCAUUCUAUAUAGGUUAGGAUUACGUCCACACUGCAUAAAGAUAGAUAAAAUGGUUACCAAGGGAACUCCAAUAAGCAAUGAAAGCUAAUUAAUGACUGAGAGAACAAACAACCACUCGCCCUUAAGAGGAAGUGCUGUGUUGCAGACAGGCCUAAAAACAUUAUAAUUUAAAACUUUCUGAUGCCUUCAAACUCUGGUUUUUGUCCAAAGUUGGGAUUUCAACAUUUGUGGCUAUGGUACUAUGUGUAUGUCACAGUGUAAAUUUUGUAUUCAAAAAGAAUGCCAUUCAAGACACAUCGUUAAACAUCAACAGUUAUCUUUUCUCUGCCAUUGUGGAAGGCAACCAUUUUUCUUCCCACAUUGAAGAGGAAGAAGGUAGGAAGUGUAAUAUACAGAUGGAGUUUCACUGGAUCCCAUGUUUGCAUAGUCGGUACAAAAGCCAAAAAUUUUAUCUAUCUUUCUGUGAAUUGACUUUCCUCUUUUUCACACUUCUAUGUUUUUAAAGAUAGAACUUGCAAAUUUGAUAUGUGGGACCUUUGUUUUACCACUUCAAGCUUCCAAUGACACUGUCUGGCCACUGCAUUGAAAUAUCCCAAGAGCAUCACUCUCAUUACUCAGGACACGUUUUUGGAUGGGAUGUAUUUUAUUGCUUUAAAAUAAAAUAAAAAAAGCUUUUAAGCUAUUAGUAACAAUCCUUUAUUUCAAAUAAAAUUAGUAAAAAUUAGAUUCUGAAAUAUUUUUAUAGCUAUAACUUUUCAUUGUCCCCAUAUGUGGGUAUUUGUAGUUGAACCAGUUUCUGAGUUCAGUUGCUACAUUUACAUCUAACUUGCUGAUUGUAAAAUUGUGAGUGUGUUAUAUCUGUUCUUUCAUGACUUUGUGCAUAUCAUUUUAUAAUAUACAACUGAAAAUUUUUGUGCCAUAUUUAUAUAUUGCACUUUCGUGUGCUCCGAGCCAUUUACGCUAACUGGAAAUUACAGUGUUACUGUCAGCAGCAAUAAUGUAUUAGUUUGCUGGUAACGAAGAGAGAUGUGUUGCUUUUGGAAUGUUGUGUUGGAUUUUUUUACUUUAGUAAAAAAUUAAUAUCAUUAGCUGUAUUAAUAUUUUCAUAUUUCAUUACUUAGAAGCUGUGGCACUGUUUUUGUAUGCUAAGUAGGAAACUUCUUUAUUUUUCAUUUCUGCAACUAUUCAACUUUACUUAGAUCUUUGAAGCAAUAGUAUGAAGGUGGACUGUCUUGAGACCUGUCAGAUAGUAUCUGAAACCUUUAUUUCAGAUUCCCAUUUAUACUUCAUAAUUGACAGGUCAUGGGUUACCAUUAGGCUGAAACAUACAAAUAUGGUUUGGAGUAUGCAGUACCAUCCAACAGAUCAUUUGGUGCUAAUAUCAGUGGGAAUUAAUCCUCUGGUGCUGAAAUAUGUGAGAGAACUGGAUCGCCAUCACAGAAAUGCAAUAAAUGUAGCUGUCACGCUAAAAUACUGCAUGCCUUGUAACAUUUAGGACAUUCUAUCAAGGAUGCGUUAAUGUACGUCUCUCUAAAGAUUACAUCAUAUCUUUAAUUGAUAUUUUCUAUUUCCAUUUGAGGAUUAAUGUAAGUUUGCUACAGCAACAUCAUAAUUGAGAGGAUACACAGAAAUUAAGUAACUGUGUGUGAGAUGUUGUUAUUUAUGUUGGGAAUAGUAUUACAUACAUAGGUAAAAUAUUUGGCAUUUAUGAAUUCACAUACACUGUAAGAAAACUGGUUACAUAUUACGAACAAUGUAAUAUGUGAUGAUUCUCCAAUAUUUUCUGGUUUAUUAAAAUAACAGUAAAUUUUAUUUCCAAAUAAAUGGAUGUACCUCAUCAGUAAAUGUUACUCAAAGUGAUUGCAUGAUAAGUAUCAAAAUGGUUUUGCAGGGAGACAUAACUAUUUAUCUAUUUGUUAAUUUCUUGUUUUAUGAUGUUCCAUGCAUUCACACUAAGUUGUCAUGAAUGCCCGGAAGAAAUAUCAACUUUAAAUUUGUGCUAGUUUAGUGAUUUUUAAUGUUUUUGUUAAUCGUGAACAUUCAGUCACUUCAUUUGAAUAUUAUAGCCAGUGGUUCCCAAUGUGUUCUCUGUGAGAUGUGUGACAUUCAAGCUUUGUCUAAGUUGAUUAUGAAGAAUUAAGAUUCAAUCCAUGCAUCACAAGAACCAGUUAGUGGAAAAACUAAAACAUUGCAAUAUGUAUCCCUCAAAACACUGAGGAAAUUGCAACCUUUAAGAGUAUCUUCCUUUUUGAUUUUGUAGUCUUGACUAUUAAGGCUAUGAUAAAAUGCAGUUCUAGAAUGUAGCCCAGAUGCAGCCUACUUUACUAGUUAAGUUGCAGUUUACUGCAAUAAAACUUCCUAUGAACAUUAUGUUUGUGUCGAGGACUCAGCAUGUGCUUUUUAUACGUCCAUCGAUGAACCAAUCACUCGUGGAUCACUGCUAUUAAAUAUCUUGUGAGCUCUGCCCUACCAAAUCAUUAACCUUCUGUGAAAUGUUGCAGGUCUGCCUCUGGAAUGCAGAUUAUUAUUGAUAAAAAAACUUUCAUAAACACUAGCAAUAAUUUGAUUUUCACAUUAUAAUACAACGUAAUGUAUCUGCAAGUUGUGUAAAAUCAAUGUAUAACUUGUGUAUAGAUUUGUUUUUAGUUUAAGGUGUUCCUAUUUUUAUUUCUGGAAGUUCAUGAUUGAUAAUAAACUACAUUUGUAUGCUUCUGUUAUGUACAUAUUUACCUUGGAUGAAAAUGUCAGGGACUGUUAUGAAAAUGAUGUGACAAACUAUUCAUCAGUAUUUUUGUAAUAUUGGAUGCACUCGUGCAUCAGGCACAAUUUUUGCCUUCACAUUGUAGCACAUAAAUGCUGUUUGUUAUCCUCUGAGCAUGAGCACAUUAUUAAGAUUCAGAAAUAAUUGUUCUUUAGUAAAGAAACAUCAGCAUCAUAUUUUAAAAGAUAAGUGAUUUUGUUGCAAUAGCUGUUUUCUCUUUUUGAUUUUUCUGGUUUCUGUAAGUAGGGUCUUUUAUGUGUUGUUAAUGUCUGUAACAUAUACCAUAAUUUGUAAAAGAUACAUAUGUACAAGAACAUGGUCUCUUGACAGUUACCAUUAGUUUUUGUUCAUACAUUUAUUUAUUUGCACAGAAAUGUUAGGAGAAAUGUAAGAAACUGAGCAUAAUUGAUUCAUAGAAUCAGGUAACAACUGAAACUUCUGAUCAAACUAAUGCAGAAAAUUAAUAAAGCUUUUAAUAUACUUAAGUACAUUUCAUCUUCAUUUUUGUCACAGACAAAAUGAGAUUUCAGAUUCCAUAUUUUGAUUAAUAAAACUGUUGCAUGAGCAGGGUAGGUUAGUGUUAACUCCAAUUACCAGGUUCCACAUAGUGGAAGUCCUGGCAGUAACUAAUUGCAAAAGGCAUCUCGUGAUGCUUUGUUUGAGGGCUAACCAUAGAUGACAAUAUUUGUUAUUGUAGCAAUAAAAGAGAUGUUUAGGGAUGACAGUAUUGUUUGAUAAAUAUUGUUUUAAAAUGAAGUUAAUAAGACACUGUGAUAUUUUAAUAAUUUACGGGGCUUUAACAUACAUUAGUAAGUGCACAACAUGAGAAACAGUGCACCAGAAUAUCCAGUGAACGCAGACAUAAGCAAUACUUGUCCUUUUUUUUAUGUUCGUGAUGUGUUAAUGGAUAAGGUAACGUAUUGUACUGUCCUAGCUAUUAAGUCAAUUACAACGUUAGAGUGUGGGAGUUAUUCACAACUUGUUUGUGGUUUUAUUUUGCAAUAAUACUUCCUUCUGAACUGAGAUGUGCAUGUGCAAUGUGAUUAUUGUUCAACACACAUUCAAUACCGUAUGCUGACAUAUGACUUUAAAAAAAUGCACUGCAGUGUUUUGGCAGUUCGUGGUCAUCUGUCACCUGCUAGUGCUUUACUAAUAAAUUUCUAGACUGUUCUAAAAUUUUGGUAUUGUAAACAGGCUUUUUGUAAAUAAUACAGCUAUAGAAAUAGUCCAGUGAAAAAAAAUUAUUUUUACAAAUGUUACUAUUGUUCCCAUUUUGGAUUUUUGUAGUAAUAAAAACGUUUCUUUUAGCCUA